GCAUCACUUCCUGCACAAUAUAGUCUGAGCUGGCAUAAACUACUGGUACAGAUAAAGCCACUGUCCACCAUAAUAGUCAACUUUCUGUUUUUAUUUCAACCGGACAAUUGUGAUAUAAAAAGCUCCUGUGCCAAAAUUCAAGAAAAUCUGAUAUAAAUGAGUAACAAUUCAUCAUGUAUUCAACCAUCAAUGAUCUCUUCAAUGGCUUUACCAAUUACCUACACCUUCCUUUGUAUUGUGGGUCUCUUUGGAAACUCUCUCUCUCAAUGGGUAUUUUUAAUGAAGAUAUGUAAGAAAACGCCAACCCACAUCUACUUAGUACAUCUUGUGACUGCAAACUUACUUGUGUGCAGUGCCAUGCCUUUCAUGGGUGUCUAUUUCCUGAAAGGUUUCCAAUGGAGAUAUCAAUCCGCACAAUGCCAGGUGGUUAAUUUCCUGGGAACUCUAGCCAUGCAUGUAAGUAUGUUUGUCAGCCUCUUAAUUUUAUGUUGGAUUGCCAUAAGCCGCUAUGCUACCUUAAUGAAAAUGGAUUCUACACCAGAGACCACUUCAUGCUAUGAGAAACUAUUCUAUGGCCAUUUACUGAAAAAAUUUCGUCAGCCCAAUUUUGCCAGAAAGAUAUGUACUUACAUAUGGGGAGUUGUACUGGGCAUAAUUAUUCCAGUUAGCAUAUACUACUCAGUUGUAGAGGCUACAGAUGGAAAAGAAGACCGGUGCUAUAAUCGGCAUAUAGAACUAGGAGCCAUGAUUUCUCAGAUUGCAGGUCUCAUUGGAACCACAUUCAUUGGAUUUUCAUUUUUAGUUGUACUAAUAUCAUAUUACUCUUUUGUGAGCCAUCUGAGAAAAGUAAGGACGUGUACAUCUAUUACAGAGAAAGAUUUAAUUUACAAUUCUGUAAAAAAGCAUCUGGUGGUCAUCCAAAUUCUACUAAUAGUUUGCUUCCUUCCAUAUAGUAUUUUUAAACCCAUUUUUUAUGUUCUACACCAAAGAGAGGACUGCCAGCAAUUGAAUUAUUUAAUAGAAAUAAAAAACAUCCUCACUUGCCUUGCUUCAGCCAGAAGUAGCACAGAUCCCCUUAUAUUUCUUUUGUUAGAUAAAAAAUUCAAGAAGACAUUAUGUAAUCUCUUUACAAAAUCUGAUUCACCACACACACAAUCAUAUAGUUGA
Echinops telfairi (small Madagascar hedgehog) is the source of this 1167-nucleotide messenger RNA. RefSeq names its product G protein-coupled receptor 82 (gene GPR82). Gene Ontology annotation, cellular component: membrane. Gene Ontology annotation, molecular function: G protein-coupled receptor activity. The record is from RefSeq and is a predicted model, not a curated record. The transcript has 3 exons. Bases 157 to 1167 code for a protein of 336 amino acids. Lineage: Eukaryota; Metazoa; Chordata; Mammalia; Afrosoricida; Tenrecidae. Gene Ontology annotation, biological process: G protein-coupled receptor signaling pathway.